CUAGAGUUGUCACUAUUAUAUAUUUUUGUGCUUUUUUUAUUUUUCUCUCUCUCUCUUGAGUGCAGCACCUUUUAUAGCGGAAAAAUGAAAGUCGUCAGCGCCGCCUGCUCUUUAAAGCGCCAGGGAUGCAGCGAAGACAUGGUGAGGUGCCUAUCGGAGCAGAGCAUCACCAUCGCCAAGUACAAAAUGCCCCCGCUUCUGGAUGAGCAGAUGAGCAUGUUCCUCUACGACAUGAACGGUUGCUACACCAAGCUGAAGGAGCUGGUGCCCACUCUGCCCCAGAACAAGAAGGUUAGCAAGGUCGAGAUCCUGCAGCACGUCAUCGACUACAUCUGGGACUUGCAGUUGGAGCUGGAUGACCAGCCUUCGGCUGGGAGCACAGCCCAGAGCCGAACGCCCCUCGGUGCAGAUGUGAGUGGACUCACAGCAGAGGCUCCCUGUGUUAGCGGUGAUGACCGAAUUCUGUGCCGCUGAGGGGACUGAAGUUACUUGCAGGUAUUCCAGAUGUGAAGUGAUGCGGUGGUGCUGGACAACAGUACAUCCUGCAGUCCCUUGGAGAGGGGAAAGAGAGAGAACUACCAGAAAAUAAUAAAACUCCCCUCCCUCCCCCACCACCACCACCACCAUCUUGUUGGGACUAUAAAGAGUCUUGAUGAUCAUGGCACCGACAAGAGCAGUGAUCGUCCCGUCCCCGCUCCCGGAAUCUCGGGUCCUUCUUAAUUUUUAGUCUCCAUCUCGCCCAGGUGGACGCGGAAACUAGGUGGAAGCGCGGCGAAGUUUUUAGUCACACUUCCUAGCGACAUGCCUAGCAACAGAUUUAACUGCGAUUAGCCACGCCAUCCUUCUAAUGUGUGUGUGUCCUAUCGCCUAAUGCCAACUAUCACACCACAGGCCAUUAACAAGUGACAUAUGCUGGAGUCUAGAAUUGAGAUUGUAUGUUGACAUCCUUAAGAGAUCUAUGGGUGAUUCAGUUGUAAAUCUUAUACUUUGUAAGUGUAUUAUAUUGUUUACAACAAUGUUGUACUAUAAAUCGAGCAAUGAUUUUUUUUAUUGACUUUUUUUUGAAGAAUUUAAUUAAAAUAAAAUGUCAAUUGAUAAAAAAAA
This is a messenger RNA of Carcharodon carcharias (great white shark), 1104 nucleotides long. RefSeq names its product inhibitor of DNA binding 1, HLH protein (gene id1). The record is from RefSeq and is a predicted model, not a curated record. Gene Ontology annotation, biological process: circadian regulation of gene expression; negative regulation of transcription by RNA polymerase II; cell differentiation. Bases 85 to 474 code for a protein of 129 amino acids. Gene Ontology annotation, molecular function: transcription regulator activity; protein dimerization activity. The transcript has 3 exons. Gene Ontology annotation, cellular component: nucleus; cytoplasm. NCBI's taxonomy places the organism in Eukaryota, Metazoa, Chordata, Chondrichthyes, Lamniformes, Lamnidae.